AUGGCUGACCAUGUAGCCUGCAUUUUCAGUUCUGAACGGAGGUUGCAAAUAGGGCUGAUGAAGAAGAAUGCUUUGUCUCUCGAGAGCCGAGACCUUGCUCUUCCCGUUGCCGUCAACGACGAAGCGUCUCUGCUGCUCCCAGAAGAUGGAAAUCGACAGGACCACGAGUGCGGCCGUGGCGGGAGACUCCUCCUCUGGCGCGAUGGCUGUGGACACCGCGGGUGGCGAGGGGAGGCCGCGGUUCGAGCGGCUGAUGCCGAGCGAGAUGAGCGGCUGGAGGCCCCAGUUUCGGAAGGUGCCAGCGCUGAGCUACCGGUUCGCGCCGCUGAAGAGGUGUUGGAUGUAGAUCUACAUGCCCAUCUACGAGCACAUGAAAGUCGACAUCCGCAUGGCAUGAACCUCAAGAUGCUGUUGCCUUGCUACGUCUUGAUGACCUGUAUGUGGAUUCGUUUGAGAUCAAGGAUGUGAAGACACUCCGAGGGGAGCAUCUGUCACGUGCUAUUGGACGGCUCUCGGGGACGGGAGGCAAGACCAAAUAUGCCAUGGAGAACUCUACCAGGACCCGCAUUGUUAUAGCUGAUACGAAGAUCCAUAUUCUUGGGUCCUUCGUUAACAUCAAGGUUGCUCGGGACUCACUUUGCAGUCUUAUCUUAGGGUCUCCUGCUGGCAAAGUCUACUCUAAGCUAAGGGCUGGAUCUGCUAGGUUGGCAGAGUUAAGCUUUGUGCUGUAGUCUCUAAUC
Phragmites australis (common reed) is the source of this 740-nucleotide messenger RNA. RefSeq lists its product as uncharacterized. The record is from RefSeq and is a predicted model, not a curated record. The transcript has 3 exons. Bases 1 to 468 code for a protein of 155 amino acids. NCBI's taxonomy places the organism in Eukaryota, Viridiplantae, Streptophyta, Magnoliopsida, Poales, Poaceae.